Molecule: messenger RNA, 276 nt
Organism: Melampsora larici-populina 98AG31
Lineage: Eukaryota; Fungi; Basidiomycota; Pucciniomycetes; Pucciniales; Melampsoraceae
Exons: 5
Coding region: 1-276 (91 amino acids)
Biological process (GO): glutaminyl-tRNAGln biosynthesis via transamidation; mitochondrial translation
Molecular function (GO): glutaminyl-tRNA synthase (glutamine-hydrolyzing) activity
Source: RefSeq, a predicted model, not a curated record
AUGUUAUUGGCUAUUCUCAACCUUACAAUUGCCAUUGGUCCACAAGAUGGCUCAGAUAGGGAAUUUGAUGUGCUGAUCAAGCAGUUUCAAUUGGAACAGGACACUGCCAAAUCUUACAAGGAUCCAUUGGGUGACGACAUCCUGAUUGAUAUAAAUAGGAGCGGAGCGGCUAUGGCCGAGAUACUCCAAGCAUUAAGGGCUAUUGGAGUUUCUAAAGGCAAUAUGGAACAGGUUUCUUUGAGAUGUGAUGUGAACGUAUCAGUCAAACCAAAAUGA